GAGUUAUCUCCCUUUACCACGUUGCCUGACUAUUUCGUCAAGUUUCACCAUACAUCGAAUUUCAGUGAAAAGGGAACAGUCUCUGUGAACAUGAGUUUUGCGAAAUACAAGAAACUGAUUGAGGAGGGAGACACGGUUAUACUAUACCUAAGUUUCAAUAACUUGAUCCCAAUCACGGUCACGAGCGGACAAACCCACCAGAACAAGUAUGGAGCUCUGAAGCAUUCGGACAUGAUCGGUGUUGCUUACGGAAGUAAGAUUAACCUGAAGAAGGGCUAUGUGUAUGUUCUGCACCCAACCUCGGAGCUAUGGACGCAGACUGUUCCACACCGCACCCAAAUCCUAUACACCACUGACAUCAGUAUGAUCUUGACACAGCUUGAUCUUCGACCUGGCAGUAUUGUUGUGGAGUCUGGCACUGGUAGUGGGUCACUAUCCCACUCACUGAUCAAGGCAGUGAUGCCGACCGGCCACCUACACACAUUUGAGUUCCACAAGGAAAGAGCUGAGCAGGCUGCAGAAGAGUUUAAGUCCCAUGGACUCGCAGAUUAUGUGACAGCCAAUCACCGAGAUGUGUGUGGGGACGGCUUUCAGUUGGAUCAGGUGGCUGAUGCGGUUUUUCUUGAUCUUCCUUCACCUUGGGAAUGUAUUGCCAGUGCAAAGCAGGCUUUGAAGAAAGAAGGGGGACGACUGUGUAAUUUUUCUCCAUGUAUUGAACAAGUCCAGAAAGCCUGUGAGGCUCUGUCACAACAUGGAUUUAAGGAUCUAACAACGUUGGAGUGCCUCUUGCGGAAUUUCAAUGUCAGGACUGUCAAACUCCCAUUGGCUGAUCUUGGCCAAUCUGGGCUUGAGACACCAGACCCUGCUGAAUGUGUACCAACGAAGGUCAAGAUCUCAAAGGUGGAUAACUCUAUGGACAAAGAAUCUGAUGUCAAGGGACAAGUAGCUGGACCUUGGAAGAAAGUACCCAAAUGUGACUUGAUAGGAAAAAUUACCGAGAAAGACUUUGUUUUCCAGACAGGAGCACCCCCCAGUCAACACCCAGGCCACACAGGCUUUCUGACGUUUGCAACACUGUAUCCAUCUUGAGAGGUAUUUCUUGAGUGGUAUCUUCUCACAAGAAUGUUUCCCAUUGUCACAAAAGGAAGUGCCUAUGGUGGGAGGGUUUCCUCUAAAUUUCAGUGUAUUUAACAAUGGAUUUCUGUGGUUUUGUGGAACAAGGGAAGCAGGGAUGGUCAUGAACACGCUCAAGGGGAGGCAUAUUUACCAUGUAUUAGGGGCGUGAGUGGGGGUGAAUAGAAUAAAUGUACAUUCAAAACCUUAAAUGUAGUUCUUUUGCAUUUCUUUUCGGGAAAGUUCACAAGCAAAAUGUUCAAGGACAUGACAAUCUCAGGCAUUAUCAUUAUUUUGAGUAUUUUACUUCAUCAAAAGCUGAACAUAUACUGAACAUAUACUGAACAUACAGCUCUGUUAAGUUCUGUUCUGGUUUAGCACCAGCAGUAGCUGGCAACAUUUCUGGUCAUUGGGUUAGAAUUGGUCCAGGACAACCUAUUCCCAAGCUCUAUGAUUUCAUAGCCUGGAUAAUGUAAGGAUAGCAUUAAACAGUGCCAGUAAUAUCGAUCACUGGACUGUUUUGUUUUCAUUUAUGCUGAGCACCAGUAAAUGUAAUGCAUGUGAACAUGGUAAAUGGUACUACUUGAGAAAAUAACAACACAACAUGUCUCAGCGGAAAUAUUUAAUGAGAGUUUCAUCAUGUUCCCACAGUGACAGUAUGUACAUAUGAAAGCUGUCAUGCACCAUCUAGUAUGUACAGAGAUGCUAUCCACCCAGACCGACACCCCCUCACCAGCUGCUGGGAACAACCCUGAGCAGCCAGUCAUGAGACCUGUCGGGACAGUAUAGGAGAAUAUACAUACAAUGAACCCAGUAAAACAAAGUGACAUUCCUACUGAAAAAAUUACA
Molecule: messenger RNA, 1962 nt
Organism: Haliotis rubra (blacklip abalone)
Lineage: Eukaryota; Metazoa; Mollusca; Gastropoda; Lepetellida; Haliotidae
Product: tRNA (adenine(58)-N(1))-methyltransferase catalytic subunit TRMT61A-like
Biological process (GO): tRNA methylation
Cellular component (GO): tRNA (m1A) methyltransferase complex; nucleus
Source: RefSeq, a predicted model, not a curated record